CUUGAUACCUAUUUCAGUGCUUAUGACUCAGGUAUUUUAAUACUUAAACGGCGGAUAUAAACCUGACUGGCAGUAUCCUGGCGACUUCAAGAAGUGGUGGAGGUGUCUACGUUGCAUAACAUGGGAUCCCUAACUUUGGUGUUCUCUGCUUUGGCGCUUCUGCUGGUCGUCGCCUACACGGACGCGGACCGCCAGUGCCCCCCACCCUACAAGGUAUACAGUCGGACCCCUAAAUGUAGGGACAACUACGACUGCAAAGGCGGCAAGCUUUGCUGCCUCAACCAGAGCAACGAGAAGUCCUGCUUCGAGCCGGUCAGCCACGGCGGCGUUGGACAAUACGGAACGGGUAACAACGAAGGUGUCCUCUGCGAAGGUCGGAAAUGCCAAAUAGGGGAGGUGUGCGAGCUUGACCCAAAAACUAAGAGGAAGAGAUGCGUCCGAAAAUAAGUUACAGGACCUACUAACAUAGGGACACCCCACGCUAUCAUCUCCCGAGCAUCGGCAUCUAGCCAUCUAGUCAACUUAAAGGCGUAUUAGUCAAUUUUUCGCCAAUCUGAUUCAAUUGCCCGAUC
Cydia fagiglandana is the source of this 572-nucleotide messenger RNA. RefSeq names its product waprin-like protein. The transcript has 4 exons. Bases 121 to 447 code for a protein of 108 amino acids. The record is from RefSeq and is a predicted model, not a curated record. Lineage: Eukaryota; Metazoa; Arthropoda; Insecta; Lepidoptera; Tortricidae.